AUGUGGAGUCCAGUUGUAGAUGCCCUCAUGUUGAGUCCAUAUUCAUUCCGUGGCACAUGGCACGGGGAAGCCCGGCCCAAUCGGAAAAGCAUAUCAAAUAGAAUCCUAAAACUAAUCAAACAAAGUCAGCACUCAACAAACAGCCGUAAUGUAACCUGCGUAACAAUGGCGUUUACCGUCAAGCAAAUGUCUCUGGUAGUGGCAACCCUUGGAAUUUUGUCCUUUGUUUUUGGAGUAAUUGCUGAAAACAAGAAGCCUGCAGCCGGCAUUCCCAUAACAGGGAAAGGUGUAGUCAUCUGCAAGUACCCAGCUGAUCCAUCUCUGGCUUUAGGAUACUUGUCCAUUGCAUUUCUUAUUAUCUCUGGAGUUGCCGGUUAUAUUUCCCUUUUUCACCCUUACCAAGGAAAGUCUGUUCCCCGGGCAGCUUUUUUCCAGAACAAGGGAUUCCUCGUGUUCCUCAGUAUUGCCACGGCUACAUUCGUGCUAGCGUUUGCAUUCUUGCUGUGGCCCACGAUCCAAGAGCAUAGCCACCGUGUGAACAACGUGCACCACAAUUUGGAAACAAAAUGCCCGACGGCCAAAACGGGUAUUUUAGGCGGUGGGGCCUUUCUGUCGCUUGAUUCUUGCCUCUUCUGUUUGGUUGCUCUAAUGUUGGCUGAUAAUGUGCGUGCCGACUAUUUUGAAGAGUCGGAUGAGAAGGUCCCGACCAGCUAUGAUACAGCCGAGCCACUUAAAGGGAUUGCUUGAGCUUUGAGUGUACAUAUUUGAACUCAAGUCUUACUAAAUUAUCUUGUCCUGUUUUCUCUAAUUUCCAGAAGUUUGGUUGGUGGUGUUACAUAGAUGUUUAAGUAUUUUUUUUAAAGGAUGUUUUAUUAUUUCUCUAUAAGAUGGAACUGAAAUUAUGUGUUAAAGCUCCUACAUUUCAUCCAGUUAGUGGAAGAGUUUGGUUAGGGAAAAAUAAAUAAAAAGUUUAAAUCAUA
Messenger RNA from Striga asiatica, 980 nucleotides. The record is from the annotation of a GenBank genome assembly. NCBI's taxonomy places the organism in Eukaryota, Viridiplantae, Streptophyta, Magnoliopsida, Lamiales, Orobanchaceae.